GCAAAAUGUGGUAUCAUACCAAUCUAAGGUAUUGUUUUGGUAUUGCAAAAUUGCUAAAUUUGUCAAUGGUCGAACACCACAUUUUGGUAUUCUUUUGGUAUUACAGUAUUUUAUCAAGUUCCUCUGAAACUAUGGGAAAAUGUUGACCAAUUUUGACAAAAUAAUUAAUUUUGCGCUAAAAUGACGUCUCAAAGCGAAUGCCUUCAUUGAAAACCGGAAAUUUCAAACUUGAUUUUAAACAUUUUUGAUAUAAAAGAAAUGACUUGAAAUUGUGGAAAAUUUUCUAAGUCAGGAUGGCACAUAUUGGUAUUAUUUUGGAAUUAAAGUGUUUUAUCAAAUUCCUUUGAAACUAUGGUAAAAUUUUGACAAAAUAAUUAAUUUUGCGCUAAAAUGAUGUCUCAAAGAGUAUGCUUUCAUUGAAAACCGGAAAUUUCAAACAAAUUUGAAACAUUUUUGAUACACCCCCUAAAGAAAUGACUUGAAAUUGUGGAAAAUUUUCAAAGUCAGGAAGCCACAUUUUGGUAUUAUUUUGGUAUUGAAAGUUUUCAUCAAAUUCCUUUGAAACUAUGGAAUUUUAUUUAUAAAUUUUGACGAGAUAAUUAAUUUUCAAUUGACUUGAAACCCAAAAAUGUUAAAGCUGGUUUUCAUAUUUUUUUGAUACACCCACUAAGAUUUUUUUUUUAAACAAUGAAAUUUCUCUAAGUCAGGACAACCAAAUACUUUGAAAAACGAAUGAAUCAACAGAUUAUUGUAUUUGAUGAAUUUCAAUCCUUAUUUUUCAAUCUUGUUAUUUUUCAGAAUCUUCAAGAACUUCAAGCACAUGCCGUUCAUCAAUCACAAAUGAAUUCGAUGUGGUGAAGAAUAUCACUAAGAACAACAUGGAAUCAUCAGGUGCGUAGAUUUGGCUGUAGCAUAUGGAUCAUUUCCGUUUUUUUUUAACUAACCGCAACUGCUGCACUAAAAAUGGUAUGAAAAUACCAAAUUUUGGUAUUACUUGUGCAAAUACCAGCGACCAAAAUGUGCUCUUGGUUGCCCAGUAAUAGAUGGUAAAAUACCAUGAAAUCAUACCAAAAUCAUGUAUGUGAAAGACCACAGGAAUACCAAAAUCUGAUUUUCCAAGGGCGCGGGAAUGCCUAAAAAUUAAACCAUGGCAAUACCAAGUUUUGGUAUUCAAGUAAUGUUCAAAAAUCCAGAAGACCUCAACUUGGUAUUGAAAUGGUUUUAUUUUGAGGUAUUAUUUUACCCUUGGAAUAACAUGGUUUGGUAUUGUUGUGCCCUUCCACAUACAAGACUUUGGUAUGAUUUCAUGGUAUUUUACCAUCUAUUACUGAGCAACCAAGGGCACAUUUUGGUCUCUGUUAUUUGCCCAAGUAAUACCAAAAUUUGGUAUUCCCGUGUUAUUUACCCCUGCUCGGGGGGGAAUGGUGGUCAGGAGCACCUACUUUCCUCUUAAGGACAUCCACAAAGCCACCUGGACAUCACCUGACCAACGGACCUUAACGCAAAUCGACCACGUCCUGAUCGACGGCCGAUUCUUCUCGGACGUAACGCACGUGCGCACCUUUCGCGGUGCGAAUAUUGACUCGGACCACUACCUAGUUGGAGUUGACAUGCGCUCAAAGCUGUCGACGGUGUUCAACCAACGCCGAAGCCGGCGGGCCCCUCCGUUCAACACCGCAUGUCUGCAGAGCGGAGAUGUGGCCCACAGUUACGCCCAGUAGCUGGAAGCGAAUCUGUCAGUGAGGAGGAACUUGGCGCAGCCUCGCUCGAAGAUGGUUGGAGUCGCAUACGCUCAGCCAUCGGCACUGCAGCGGAAGCCACACUGGGUAGUGCGAUCCGAGUCAGCCGAAACGAUUGGUACGACGACGAGUGCCAACGGAUUACCGCCGAGAAGAAGGCAGCUUACGACAGGAAGCUGCACAUCCCGAGCAUGGGUAAAUAACAAGGGAAAUGCGUAAUAAUACCUUUCUCUGGUAUCAAUACCAAAUUUUGGUAUUCCUGGACCCUUUAAAAUUUGUCUUAAGGAUUAUGCAAGAGCAAAAUGUGGUAUCAUACCAAUUUAAGGUAUUGUUUUGAUAUUGCAAAAUUGCAGAAUUUGUCAAUGGUCGAACACCACAUUUUGGUAUUCUUUUGGUAUUACAGUAUUUUAUCAAAUUCCUCUGAAACUAUGGGAAAAUUUUGACCAAUUUUGACAGAAUAAUUAAUUUUGCGCUAAAAUGAUGUCUCAAAGCGAAUGCUUUCAUUAAAAUCCGGAAAUUUCAAACUUGAUUUUAAAAAUUUUUGAUAUACCCCCUACAGAAAUGACUUGAAAUUGUGGAAAAUUUUCUAAGUCAGGAUGGCACAUUUUGGUAUUAUUUUGGUAUUGAAGUGUUUUAUCAAAUUCCUCUGAAACUAUGGGAAAAUUUUUACCAAUUUUGACAAAAUAAUUAAUUUGCGCUUCUCAAAGCGAAUGCUUUCAUUGAAAACCGGAAAUUUCAAACUUGAUUUUAAACAUUUUUGAUAUACCCCCUACAGAAAUGACUUGAAAUUGUGGAAAAUUUUCUAUGUCAGGAUGGCACAUUUUGGUAUUAUUUUGGUAUUGAAAGGUUUCAUCAAAUUCCUCUGAAACUAUGGGAAAUUUUUUAUAAAUUUUGACGAGAUAAUUAAUUUUGCGCUAAAAUGACUUGAAACCCAAAAAUGUUAAAGCUGAUUUUAAUUUUUUUUUAAGUCGGGAUAACCAAAUACUUUGAAAAACAAAAAAUAUUGAAAUUUGGUGAAUUUCAAUCCAGUUUCAUUUUAAUAACACUUAUUUUUCAAUCUUGUUAUUUUUCAGAAUCUUCAAGAACUUCAAGCACAGGCCGUCAAUGACAAAUGCAUUCGUUGUGGUGAAGAAUAUCACUAAGAACAACAUGGAAUCAUCAGGUGAGUAGAUUUGGUUGUUGCAUAAGGAUCAUUUCCGUUUUUUCACUAACUGCAACUGCUGCACUAAAAAUGGUAUGAAAAUACCAAAUUUUGGUAUUACUUGUGCAAAUAUCAACGACCAAAAUGUGCUCUUGGUUGCCCAGUAAUAGAUGGUAAAAUACCAUGAAAUCAUACCAAAGUCUUGUAUGUGGAAGGGCACAACAAUACCAAACCAUGUUAUUCCAAGGGUAAAAUAAUACCUCAAAAUAAAACCAUUUCAAUACCAAGUUUUGGUAUUCAAGCAAUGUUCAAAAAUCCAGAAGACCUCAACUUGGUAUUGAAAUGGUUUUAUUUUGAGGUAUUAUUUUACCCUUGGAAUAACACGGUUUGGUAUUGUUGUGCCCUUCCACAUACAAGACUUUGGUAUGAUUUCAUGGUAUUUUACCAUCUAUUACUGGGCAACCAAGGGCACAUUUUGGUCGCUGUUAUUUGCCCAAGUAAUACCAAAAUUUGGUAUUCCCGUGUUAUUUACCCCUGCUCGGGCAAGGUGACGAGAGGGAACGUGGAACGAUACAGGCAGGCUCGGAAUCGGCAGGUCGCGGUCUUCAAGCUCAAGAAGCGCCAGCAUGAAGACCGGGAUUGUGCAGAAAUGGAGCAGCUAUUCCGAGCUAACGAGUCGCGGAAGUUUUACGAGAAGGUGAACCGGUCCCGCAAAGGCUUCGUGCCGCGAGCCGAUGUAUGCAGGGACAACGAGGGAAUCUUGAUCGUGAACAAAAGCGAGGUGUUGGACAGGUGGAAGCAGUACUUCAACGAGCACCUCAACGGCGAUGAAGCGAACGAAGACGGCGAUGGAGUCAACCUUGGAGCAUCCGCAGCUGAUGAACAGUUCCCAGCACCUGAUCUGGAGACGGUGAAGAGGGAGAUCAGGAAGCUGAAGAACAACAGAGCUGCCGGCAAGGAUCGGUUACCCGGUGAGCUCUUCGAAUAUGGAGGAGAGAAACUGGCGAGGGCGCUUCACUGUGUGAUCUCCAAGAUCUGGGAGGAGGAGAAGCUACCGGAGGAAUGGAUGGAUGGUGUCGUGUGCCCCAUCUACAAAAGGGCGAUAAGCUGGACUGCGGCAACUACCGCGGCAUUACGCUUAUCAACGCGGCCUACAAAAUCCUCUCCCAGAUCCUCUGCCGUCAGCUGUCACCCCAUGCACGGAGGUUCCUGGGGCCCUACCACUGGCGUGCGGACCAAAUAUUAUGACUCCGACAGAUCUUCGAGAAAUGUCGUGAGUACAACGUGCCCACACAUCACAUCUUUAUCGACUUCAAGGCGGCCUAUGAUACAGUCGACCGCGAGUAGCUAUGGCAGAUUAUGCACGAGAACGGAUUCCCGGAUAAACUGACUCGGCUGAUUAAGACUACCUUGGAUGGUGUGAUGUGUCACGUGCGUGUUUCGGGGGAUUUAGCGGAACCCUUUGGAUCACGCCGAGGGCUGCGGCAAGGUGAUGGCUUAUCCUGUGCGCUUUUUAACAUCGUUCUUGAGGGCAUCAUUCGAAGGGCGGGCAUCGAAACGAGUGGCACGAUCAUGAACAAGUCCUACCAGCUGCUUGCUUUUGCCGAUGACAUCGACAUUGUAGCAAGAAACCUGGAGACGGUGAAAGAUGUCUACACCCGACUGAAGGUAUAAGCAAGACGUGUAGGACUUGGCAUGAAUACGACGAAUACAAAGCACAUGAGAGGAAGGGGCUCGAGGGACGUUGGCCCCCAAGUCUCACGCCUCUAGCUGUGGAUGAUGAUGAGUUGGAGGAGCUGAGCGAGUUCGUGUACUUGGGAUCGCUGGUAACCGCCGACAACGACACCAGCAAAGAGAUCCGGACUCGUAUUUUUGCUGGGAAUCGUGCGUACUUCGGAUUACGGAAGACCCUCACUUCGGAUCGGGUGCAACGCCGCACGAAGACGAUGUACAAAACACUGAUUAGACCGGUAGUCCUCUAUGGCCACGAGACCUGGACGAUGCGGCAGGAGGGCGAACGAGCCCUUGGAGUUUUCGAACGGAAGGUGCUGCGAAUGAUCUACGGUGGAGUGCAGGUGUCUGAUGGAGUGUGGCAACGACGUAUGAAUCACGAACUGCACGCGCUUCUUGAAGAACCGACCAUCGCCACCCAGGCGAAGAUCGAGAGGCUCAGGUGGGUCGGCCAUGUCGCCCGAAUGGACGAGAGCCAGCCUGUCAGAUUGCUUUUGACCGCGCUGAACCAGCUGGCGGUACAGGCAGAAGAGCAGGGAAACCGCGCGCACGUAGGGGAGAUCAAGUGAACGGUGACAUCCGGAAGAUCUGUAACCUGGGAAAUUGGAGAGUAGCAGCACAAGACCGAGAAAGAUGGAAGCGUCUUCUUGCUACAGCACGCGUACCUGGUGCGCUAUGCUGAUUGGUAUGGUAUGUAUACGGUACGAAUUUCCAAGAAGCCAGCGGAGAGCUGUCGAAGGAAUAAGCCAAGGUCAACCACAACGAACUCAGCAGCACAUUCACCGACACCCACACCCAGUGGCGAUACAACCCGCCGGCCGCGCUGCACAUGGGUGGCCUGUAGGAACGAAUGGUAAGAUCCUCGAAGGCUGCACUGGGCGCAAUCCCGGUGGAACGCAAGCUGGACGAGGAGUCGCUGGUCACCCUACUAGCGGAGGCGGAGCAUAUGGUCAACUCGCGCCCCCUGACUUUCGUGCCGCUGGAGAGCGCAGACAGUGAGUCCUUGACCCCCAAACAUUUUCUCAUGCUGAGUUCGAGCGGUGUUCAGCAGGCCGUCAAGGAUCCGGUCGGCGUAGGCGCGGCUAUCAAAAACAGCUGGAACAGUAUCCAGCACACACUGGACGAGUUCUGGAGCCGCUGGGUGAAAGAAUAUCUGCCGACGAUCGCGAGGAGGACUAAAUGGUUCGAAGAGGUGAGACUUGGGUGAGACCAAUCAAGGAGGGUGAUCUCGUGCUUGUUGUGGACGAAGGACAUCGGAACGGGUGGCUGCGAGGACGCGUUGCAAGGACGUAUCCCGGAAGGAUGGCAGAGUACGUCGGGCGGAUGUACAGAUAUCGAAGGGUCUGAUGCGAGAGCGAGCAGUCGUCAAGUUGGCUCUGCUGGACGUUGGUGUUGCUGGGGGUUCUGGUGCAGAUCAUCAUGCGACACGCGGGGGAGGAUGUUGCGAGCACACCGUGCCGACUGCACUGACCGCGCCGACCGUACCCCUCGGAUCAUCGGCCAAACGCGACUGAACAAAAAGGGUAUAAUGAGAACGUGUCAAGCUGACACUGACUGUAGCUAGGAAUUGAAAUACAUUUGACAUCGAUGAUCUAGCAGUUUGAAGGUAUCAGUUAUCAACUAGAAAUAUCAGCAGUACCACUAGUUGACAUUUGGUAAUUUACAUAUCUUUCAUUUAUUUAUAUAUUUCUGACCCGAUCCGAGGGGGACGUCACUCCGCGAUAACAAACUAAAACGCACAAAAACGAGCUCGAAAAGCAUCAACGCAACUCAUCGUGCCGAGUUUUCACAUAACGCCACCUUAAAGCAAGUUAUCGCAAGUUAACGCGCGUUAAAGCGAGUUAAAGCGACCUGCGUCUGCUCGACUUUUGAACCAGGGAAAUCCAUCUUGCAACCUUGCCGUCGAGCAGUUUUUGGUCGUGUUUGGCAACUCGGUAUUUGUUUUGGUUUUUUUUCAAGCAGUUUUGACAGAAAGAAAAAAACAAAGCAUAAAUUGCGAUUUUUUGUCAACGGCCGGAAAAGUUUGUUCCGGUGGGAUCGCCGGCUCCACCGUCCACAGAGCGCACGUUUUGACGACCGGAAAAGUUAACUUUACUCCCGGUGUGUUGUGUUUGAUCGGCGGCUCUAACAUCAAGUCAGGAUUUUGGCGGAAAAUCCUGGCGCAAACUCAAGUAGGAGCAAAGUUUUCGGGCAGAUAAUCGACGCGCUUGGAUGUAGAUAAAGCCUAGACUGAGUUCAUUCCAGUGCCGGCGCUAUUUAUCACCACCUGUUGCCCUGAUUGUGACCUUCCCCCAGCGAAUUGCCGAAACGUUCGCCGAG
Culex pipiens pallens (northern house mosquito) is the source of this 6930-nucleotide messenger RNA. RefSeq lists its product as uncharacterized. Bases 3185 to 4270 code for a protein of 361 amino acids. The transcript has 2 exons. The record is from RefSeq and is a predicted model, not a curated record. NCBI's taxonomy places the organism in Eukaryota, Metazoa, Arthropoda, Insecta, Diptera, Culicidae.